GCGCACGCGUCUUUAAAAAAAAAGUAACCGCGCCAAUCUCAAUUUUUUGUUUUUCUUCAUUUUUCAAAUAUUAUACACACGCGUACCUUGUGUUGAAAGUGUCGUGAAAAAUAUUUGUAAAUUUCGCAAAAAAAAACUCAUCUUUUUCCAAAUUUUAAAGAAGAAUUAAAAAAACAAAUUUCUUUUUAGAAUAACAAAGAAAAUUAAAAAAUACUUGAAAGUGCAGUAACAAAUUUACAAUGGAAUAAUGAAGAAAGUGAUGUGUUUAAUAAUAUAAUGAAAUUUUAAAUAACUAUAUAUUUUAAAAAUUAAUGGAAAUUGAACGAAAAUACUAAAAUUAUGAAGUUCGUUUGAUGGAUUAUUUAGAGUGAAGUUUAGUGUUUACUUUUAUUUAUUUUCAAAAUUUCAAAAAGAAGAAAACAAAAAUUUUGAAAAUGCUCGGGGGGUAUGAAUCUCAAGCGGAUUAUUAUCCUCAGUGGCAUCAACCCUACAAUUAUGUUACUCAACUUCCAUACGGUCAUCACGCUGGAAUUAGCGACGUCGAUGCCCACUCCUAUUGGGGCGCUGACUCUGGUAUUUCGGGUGGAAGUUCCGGCGCUGGUAGUCCAGCAGCAUCUACACCACCUCUAAUUGAAGAACUUGGAGCUCAGGAUACAGUUUAUUCUCCCCUUGAGCAAUAUCCAUAUCAUCCAACUAAUUCUCAGCAUCAACAUUAUUCUAGUCUCAUUUACCAGCCGCAAGAAUCGUCAUGCCAAAGUCAACAGCAACAACAACAACAACAACAACAUCAGCAGCAGCAGCAACAACAAAGACGACAAAAUGAAUUUUCCAUUUCCUGUGCGGUUCUCCAGUCGGAGAAUGGAAAUCAUUCGGUGCAACAUCAUUUGUCAGCAAUUAGAGAAGGUGGACUGGUUGUUAGGCCCAAGAGGAGGAAUACAGCGAAUAAAAAGGAGAGGCGACGAACGCAAAGUAUUAAUAAUGCAUUCGCUGAUUUGAGGGAUUGUAUACCCAAUGUUCCAGCCGACACGAAAUUGAGUAAAAUUAAAACACUCAGAUUGGCGGCUUCUUAUAUUGGAUAUUUGAUGGCAGUUCUGGAAAGUGAUGAGGGUCAGGAGCCGCAGACUUUUCGCGCGGAAAUAUUGUCCACUGGCAAACGGAAUAAAGCACAGCAACAAUUGGCUGAGAAUACCAUGCUUGGGACGUCGCUAGUUGGACAUGAAGAAAUAACGAAAAGUAAGGGAAGGACUGGCUGGCCACAACACAUGUGGGCUCUUGAGCUCAAACAAGAAACCCCAUCGAGUCAAUUACAAUAGAACUUUUAAAAAAAUUCAUGACAAAUUUAAUUAUUGAAAAAUUUAAUUUUUCGACUGUUUAGAGUAAACGAAAAAAAAAAUUUACUCCCCGUAGAAAAUUCUCUCUCU
Molecule: messenger RNA, 1421 nt
Organism: Leptopilina heterotoma
Lineage: Eukaryota; Metazoa; Arthropoda; Insecta; Hymenoptera; Figitidae
Gene: Hand
Product: basic helix-loop-helix transcription factor amos-like
Exons: 3
Coding region: 435-1313 (292 amino acids)
Biological process (GO): developmental process; regulation of transcription by RNA polymerase II
Molecular function (GO): protein dimerization activity; DNA-binding transcription factor activity, RNA polymerase II-specific; RNA polymerase II transcription regulatory region sequence-specific DNA binding
Source: RefSeq, a predicted model, not a curated record